UACAGUGAGAGAGUGAGAGAGAGAUAGACAUAUUCUGUAAGAGCUUCCAUUGUCAUCAAGCGCGAGACGUUGUCGUCGGUGUUGUGUGUCCCGCAGACAGGGGCAAUGCUGCUGCGCAUCACCGGCAAACGCGACUUGCCGCGCUAAGAGGGAGAGUGAGAUAGAGAGAGGCUGUGCCGUGCUGUUCAACCGAAGCACGCACGCACACACACGCAUACACACACAGACACAGACACCCUCAAACACGGACUUGUUGGCCCCCACGCGAAGGCAAAGCCCCGCGAAAGCGCGCAGCGCGCCAACGUCGCGCAGCUCAUGUGGUAUUUUGGUGUUGGCCGCCUCGCGCAGUUCUGGGAGUGGAGUUCUAAAAACAGCAGAGUGUUUGGCAACAUUCCACCCGGAGGUUUGACAGAUCAGUCCUAAUCAGCGCGAGGAGCUUGACGAACACACACGGCAGAGCAGCACACGGACAGAAGGAAACAUGGGUCGGAAAAAGAUACAGAUCUCGCGUAUCACGGACGAGAGGAAUCGUCAGGUCACCUUCAACAAGCGCAAAUUCGGAGUGAUGAAGAAGGCGUACGAGCUGUCCGUCCUGUGCGACUGCGAGAUCGCAUUGAUAAUCUUCAGCUCGAGCAACAAACUCUACCAGUACGCGAGCACCGACAUGGACAAAGUUCUACUCAAGUACACCGAGUACAACGAGCCCCACGAGUCGCUCACCAAUAAAAACAUCAUUGAGGCGCUCAACAAGAAGGAGCAUAAGGGCGCAAUGUCGCCCGAGUCACCGGAGCCCGACGCGCCUGAAUACAAUCUGACGCCACGCACCGAGGCCAAGUACGCCAAGAUCGACGAGGACUUCCAGAUGCUCAUUAGGAAUCAGAACGGCUCGAGGGCGAUGGGACAAUCCAACUACACUCUACCAGUCAGCGUGCCUGUCAACAACUACGGUGAACAAAUGCUCGGCUCUAGUCCGCAGAUGGCACACACCAGCAUUUCUCCCAGACCUUCGUCGUCUGAAACGGAUUCAGUGUAUCCACCGGGGAGCAUGCUGGAAAUGAGCAAUGGCUAUCCGACCUCGGGUUCGCCGAUGGGCGGUUCGCCGUCGCCUGGACCGUCGCCAGCUCUCGGAGUGCCCGUUUCCAAGAAUCAAGCUUCGAGGCACUCACCUCAACCGCCACCGCCGCCACAUCCGCACAGGGGCAACUUGCGCGUCGUUAUACCAACGCCACUCGCUCAGUCGCUUGCCGAAGACGCCAGUUACGACGGCGGCCAUCCGCAGUCAUCGCUGAACACGCCAGUAGUAGCGUUACAGACGCCGACAGUGCCGGCAAGUUACACCAGCUUUGGGCCGACUGAUUACUCAACGGAUCUCGGCAGUCUUGCAUGGACUCAUCAGAGGUACGUUGAUGACUUGUCAAUGUAUUCAGCAGCCACCAUGUCCAGUAUAAGCAGUCUUCCUCACUUGGCGGUGUCGAGUAGUACACCACCGCCGUCGACGUCGCCAAUUCCUGUCAAGAUAAAGAGCGAACCGAUCAGUCCACCGCGAGAUCCACACGGUGGCGGUUCAAAUGGCUCCGUUAGUGGUCCAAGCAAUGCAUCCGCCGCCAAUCUUCACCAUCCCGGUCACACGAGCCUAAACGUAAGCGGUCCGUCAUCGUCGUCGGGCGGUGGACCACAAGCACCGCCGCCGCCGCAUCACGUGAGUCAACAGCCGCAGCAGCAACCGCAGCAGCACGGCGGUCCACAAACGUUGAACCUUGUGUCAGUGAAUAGGCCAGGCAGUAAUCCACCAUCGUCAUCGCAUUCGGGUAGUAUAACCCCGACGAACUUACCAUCGCCUGGUGCGCAUCAAAGUCAAUCGGUCGGGGAUAUGCGCUCGAGCCACGGUAAUCCAGCCGGUGGAGGUGGUGGUGCCGGCAGUGAUUACGAAAAUGGACCGCUCAUGAAACGCUCCAGGAUCACCGAGGGAUGGGCGACUUAAUGGUGCGCAAGCUCAAUGCCAGCAGCGUCGUCAAGCUCAAACGUCGGAAGGCCGAGCAGCACAAGCCGUUGCUACGAUAACUAUUUCGAGUCAUCGUCGGUGAUGAGCUUCGCCUCCGCGCGUUACACCUGAACAAGAAAAACAUAAAAAAUAUGACGAAAGACAAGAGGAAUAAGAAGGGAAAAAGAUAACGAAUAUAACGCUAUUUCUAAUUGGUAGUGACGACAAACGUGAGAGCAGGGUUGCACUUGAGAGAGAAAGAAAAAAUUCUUUUCCGUUCGAUUUCCUUCCGCGACGCGGCGACCUCGGCAGCAGACAAAUCCGUUAUUUAUAUUUUGUUCGCGCGUGACAAGGAAGCGCAGGAAUAGAGGAGUGAUUGUUUGAUAAUGAAAGAUAAAAAGACAAACAAACAAACGAUGAUGAUAAAAUGUGGUGCCAUAAUGUUAAAACUUUAUAUAUGAUAUAUAAUAUACGAAUAUUAUAUAUACACACAUAAACGCGCGGUAAGGAUUAUCUAUAUAUAUAUAUAUAUAUAUAUAUAUAUAUAUUUUUUCAUGUAUAUAAAUAAGAGGUGUUGUUUGUAUAUAUACACACAUGUGUCGCAAAGUAAGCGAGAAAGAGAGAGAGAGAGAGAGAGAGAUAGAGAGAGUGAAUACGCGAGAGGUUUCCCUUUUAAUAUGCGGCGACACACUAGCUGAAUGUGCAAUGAUGCUGAAGGAGAAACUAUGUAACACAAAGUGCGCGCGGAAAACGCAUUUUUACCGCAUCCGCAGCACACACAAGCGCGCGCGUGCACAAUGUUGUUGUGUUUAUUGUACUUGGUACGGUGGUAAUCUCUCUCAAGGCGGCAUAACCCGUUAAUAUCAUAUAGCUCAUCUCUCUUCCUUUUUUUUUGUUUUCUUUCCCUUCUUUUAUCUAUUAUAUCUACUUUUUGCCAUUCGAGCGGUGGUUACACAUCAACAUUUGUGCGUACUCGAUCUAGUCAUUUAAGUCGUAUCCUUCUUAAUUUGCUCUUUUUCUUUCCUUUCUAUUACAUAUAACUUUGAUCGAUUGACCCCUUUUCUUUCUAUCAUUUUUUUGCGCGAUUUUUUUUCUAGAUUGAUAAAGAGAAACGAUAUUCAUUUUUUUGAUUUUAAGUUUUAUGUUUUUAAUAUUCUUCGUGUAAGUAAUGACGAGGAUCUCACACGCGUGCAUGAUGAUGAUUCUGUUCUGCUAAUAUAUAUAUGAUAUAUAUUAUUUUUUUGUAAUUUUUGUGAGUUACAUUAACGGUCUAUGCCUGCUGAUUGAUACGUGAAAGUCGGCCACUGUACUCAAAUUAUUCAUAUUAUAUGAGAACAAGAUUCGACAUUAAUAUAUUAUAUAUACAAAUAUAUAUUAUUAAAAAAAUACUAUUUGGUAGAUAGGCGUAUACUCUAUAGCAUUGUUAUAACGAAUGUAUUGACAAACACAAAUUCAGACAUUAAUGAAAAAAUAAAAGUAAUAGACCUAUAUAUAUGACUAUAUUGUGCAGUCAAACUCCUCAGGUUACCUGUUGAUUGAGGGAUAAAUUUCAAUGUUUGUGCAAUUAAUCGGUCGAUGAAUCGAUUUGUUAGUGAACUGAAAGGUCUGACUGCAUAAAAUUUUUCACGAGUAUUUUGCACAUUUGAUAUUAAAGUAAAAAAUAAAGCUAAUGAACGAUUACUUAACAAACCAUACGAAGAUUAUAAACGACAGAAACCUUUUCAAUGCCUAAAUUUUUUGAAAAUGAAAAACAUCUGACGAGGGCUCAUCUCACAAGUAUGUGUCAGUUUUUUAAUGUCUGUGAAAUGAAAAAUCAAUUACGGAACGAUUAUUCGUAUAGAUUGGCUAUUGCGUGUAAAGAUGAACAUUUUUUUCUAAAAAGUCAAGCGAUAAUUGUGCUUAACGAGGAAAAGUCUAAAAAAAAUGAAAAUUUUCAAAGUUUGUAUAUAUACCGCGUAUAUACUUUUCAUCGCGACCGCAAGUUCACGAGGUCGCAGAUUGUGUGAUGAUUUAAAUGAAGAACCAAACGUUAAUCUAACGUUAAGAAAUUAAUCUUUAAGAUGUAAGCGAUACCAGUUUUUAUCGAGUAGACCAACCAAAUUGCUUGUCCAAUUUUAUACACGUGGUAUUUAAAAUAUCGCGUGUAUCAAAGUGCGACAACAACCGAAUUUAGCGUUGCAUUAUUGUUCUAUAUAAAAGAAAAAGUUAAUAAUUAUACGUUGAAUAAAAAAAUUGUAUCAAUAGCGUGCAACGAAACGGUGAUUGAUUUACUAACGGUUAAGAUUGGUAUUUAAAAUGUGAAAGAACAAAGAGAUGCGCGCGUAAAGUCUUUGUAAACAAUUAUAGAAUAAAAGAAGAUAUAUAUUCAGAAAAAAAUAAGAAAGAACAGUGGUACUCGUUGAAGCGUACCGAUAUUUUCUCUGGAGCCUUGAACUCUAUGCCUUAAUAAUCCUUAUCAUUAUCUCGAAAGACAUAUCCUCGUGAGAACUGCUCUCGUAUGAAUAAAUUCGAAAUGAAAAAAUAUGUGUAAAAAAUGGAAGCAAAUUACAUCAGUACAAUUUAAUUAUAUAAUCUUGAUGGAGUACACAGGUAAUUCGAAGUAAAUAGUGCCUGGCACCGUUUGUGGCCCUCCUGUCAUUUAAACUAUAUCGUGUAAAUGAUUGUCAGAACGAGAGAGUGUUUCUUUAUGGCGCAUAUAUUAUAUAUAUAGGCAUCUGCGACUUUUUUUUUCUUUUUGCGUUUAUUUUUCCAUUUCUCAAAUCCAAAUGAGGCUGCGUUGAAACUUGUUACUUUGAUCAAAUGCAGAUGAUUCGUUAUUAUCAAGUAAAUUCAUUGUGCUUUCGCGUGAGAUCGAAAGUUCAUUUUUUUCCGUUUUUGCCAGUGUGUUUAAUAUAGAGAGAAAGCAACAUGAUUAUUCACCGUUACACAUAUGAAUAUAAAUAUAUAUAUAUAUAUAUAUAUAUAUAUGUACCUAUAUUGUAUAACUUCAAGUUUUUAAGGUAAUCACAAAGUGCAAUCUCUUAGCCAACACACUUUUUAUCAGAGAAAAGACGGGCGAGAGUAAAGAAUAAAGUUGUUAUUUUUCAUAAAAAGAAAAAGAAGAACGCUGAUGUUUUGAACGUAUUUUCUUAUUGGCGCAGAAAAUUGAAAAAUCUUGAUUUUAUAAAAUGCAAUCAUUGCGUCACUCUCUGUCCAAGCCAGUGUGAUUAAUUGUAACAAAACAAAUAAGUAAACUAUGUCGAUCAGGAUUAAUGGACCACUCGAUGUUAAACUGUAGAUUUAGAAAUGAAAAGAAAAACUGAUGCGGAGCCGGACAAAGCUGCCAUAGUCGAGUUGUUGUGUUAUUUUUAUUUUUUAGUUGUGUAAAAAACGAAGCUUGUUUUUAUUUGUCUAAUUUUGCGAAAAAAGCUGUAAACUCAAAACACAAAAGCUUUUGUAUUACGAGAUGACUAUCACUGGAGAUUAUGCUGAGUAGAAGAAUAUUAUGUAAUAAAGAAAACGUUUGCAAUAGUAUAACUCAAAGUUUUUUCUUCGAGAUGCAAUUGUCCGGUGUCCGAUUCUGCGUACACUAACUCACAAUCAUGUAAACAAUGUGAUUCGUUUGCUUGCUUAAUGAAAGUGGAGAAAUUGCAUUUUUUCCGAUAUGUACCUAGUUAACUGUGAAGCUUUUUCGAGAGAAAAAGAGACGAGAAAGCGAGAAAGAGAGAGAAAGAAAAGAAACGUUGUUGCUUACGGAGUCUAUUAGCCAAAAUCAGGGUAUACGUUGAUUUAUUUUGAAAGAAAAAAAUAGAAGAAGCAUCUAUCGCACGAUUUAAUUUUCAUAGCAAAGUCGGCAAACUCGUCGCACAAUGGGAUAACGCGGUAUUGUUGUUGAUAAACGGCACGUCAACGUGUAUAGCGCAAAAGUUUCUUGUAUGUAAAACAACGUUAUAUAUUAUAUAUAAAUGGUAUGUACAUACACGAAAAAAAUGACCACACCCAUAAUUACACACACACACACGCCACAUAGACACAUACACAUACAUUAAAUGUACCUAUAUAACGAUAUAUUUUUCAUUCGGGGACGAGUGAAUCCAAGAAGGCAAUUGCGUGUGUGUAACCGUAGUAUUAGUUUACUCGAGAUAUUGCGGCUCUCCGCCCAAGCGUAACAAAUUUUCUUCUCUUUAUGCUUGGACAAUUGAAAUGCGGACCACUAAAAUUGGCGAUCGUUUAUUUUUCAAGUCAAUACAUUAGUAGCGGCGUAUGUUAAGUCAACUCAUAUAUCAGAUACAUGCAAUGCGAGAAAGAGAGAGAAAAAAAAGCUUAGCGAACAUUUCCGAAGAUUUUUUUAACAUAUCCAGUGAAAAUAACAAAUAAGUAUAAAGAUCUUCGCGUUUCAACGAAGAUUUUUGUACACCGUGUCUCCAUUUUUCUCAUUUCUUCUGUUUCUUUCUUUUCCGCUUGAACGUGCUUUUCUUGUCAGAUCGACGGUGACUCCAUAGAAAAAUAUACGUAACACGAAAAAAAAAUAUAUAUAUAGUCGCAGGAAAGUAAUAGAAAAAAAAUAUACAUGAAUAGGUAAGCUCAUAUAGUGCCAUUGUAAACUCUCGCCUUCUCGUUCAGCGUAUAUACAAAAGAAAAAAAUGGAGAACGCACACAGACACAAUUUAUACAGGCAGAACACGUACGCACGAUAUAAAACGCACUAAAAAAGGGAGUUAAUUUGUGAACUCCUAAAAUGACGUAUCUCAUGUUUUUUGCUGGUGCUCGACGAUUGUUGAAAUAAAAAAUAAACAAAGUGUCACUAUUCAUUAUAUCAUAAAGAAAACUACUAGCGUAUAUGGAUUAUUAUAAAUACCAUUACUAUUGUCAUUAUUUUAUUAUUGAUUAUUAUAUAUGGUUAACAUAGAGCUUUAUUAUUAUUAUAUAUUAUAUAUAUAUUUUAACGAUUGAAUCCUCCCCGAGGGUGAGAAAGCGAAAAGAAAAAAUGAAAAAGGUAACUGCUGUACGUUUGCAUUAUUAUUGUCGCCUAUCUAUGAUCAUUACGUUCGGAGCGAUGAUGAUUUGUCGGUCAGUAAGCGCGAGUGUGCGAGAUGUUUAGUCCUCUUCAUUGUUACGUGCGAAAGUGAGAGGCAGAGAGGAUCUGCGCGAGUCAGCGCUGUAUGUGUGUGUGCGUGUAUCCCAUCACGAAUAAUUAAUUAACCAAGGUUUAAAUGAGAUAUCGCGAGCUGAGAAUGUUACGGGGGAUUGAUGAAUAAUUUAAACUGAGCGGCAAGAACUUGUGCAACCACGGAUUAAUAAAAUGACGUACACAUUAAUAUACACACAUCUGCGACUAUUACGGUUAAUAUUUCAGUGUAUCAGCAUAAUGACAUAUUAUUAUUACAAUGAUGUUGCCCAUAGAAUACAUUUUAC
This is a messenger RNA of Phymastichus coffea, 7375 nucleotides long. It is a transcript of the gene Mef2, whose product is annotated as myocyte-specific enhancer factor 2. NCBI's taxonomy places the organism in Eukaryota, Metazoa, Arthropoda, Insecta, Hymenoptera, Eulophidae. The transcript has 11 exons. Gene Ontology annotation, biological process: positive regulation of transcription by RNA polymerase II; cell differentiation. The record is from RefSeq and is a predicted model, not a curated record. Gene Ontology annotation, molecular function: DNA-binding transcription factor activity, RNA polymerase II-specific; histone deacetylase binding; RNA polymerase II cis-regulatory region sequence-specific DNA binding. The coding region runs from base 482 to 1981 and encodes 499 amino acids.